AUGCACCAUCAUUCCAAACGACGCCGUUUCACCAACGACGCUCAAUUCUCAAACAGGCUGGAUGGAGGCCCUUCCGGCCUGUCAUCUCCACAGUACGCGAAUGCCAUGACCGCCAACUGGCCAUCCAACCCGCAACAGGGCCACGCUCCUGCAUAUACACCCUCCGAUUCCACCGACGGCCUUACAUUUGCCUCCCCGCUUGGCGCCUCCAGUUGGGGCCACGACGGAUUCUCCCAUGAUCCGGGAUUCCUUGCAUCGCAGGAAGAGCUGCGGUGCAUGCUGUUCACGAUCGCCCACUCCGCCGCGACGACACGGGCACCGAGCCCGGACGAACAUGAGCAGGAUACAGACGCGCCGACGGGCGGGGAACAACUGCCUUUGCGACCGACGCUAUCUAAUGCACGUCGAGUCCAGUACCUGAAAAACUAUGUGGGACAGGUUGCCCCAUGGGUGAGUGGCACUUUUGAGGCUUUGACGUCGAUGCGACCGUGA
Molecule: messenger RNA, 492 nt
Organism: Penicillium verhagenii
Lineage: Eukaryota; Fungi; Ascomycota; Eurotiomycetes; Eurotiales; Aspergillaceae
Exons: 1
Coding region: 1-492 (163 amino acids)
Source: RefSeq, a predicted model, not a curated record